CCGUGCUCCAGUUGGAAGCGUGAGCCCCAGAAGCUACCCAACCCCAUUAACCUAGCUUAGCUUGUUGUGCAAAUCAGCCUAUCACGGGAUCACCGGCCUUCCGAGGACCAACCGGAGCCCCGCUGGCUGGCUGAGGACCCUUCUGCCCCCCUCCUCUUUUCCCUCCCUGGGAGAGGAGGUGGAUUUUCUGCAGCUCGGUGGCUUUUGUCUUCAUUACCCCCUUCCCACCUCCCCCCCCCCCGUCAUGGUGGGUCACCCGCAGUUGCAAGGAAUGGAAAACAGCAUCAAGGAAAAGAACCGGGAGAGUCUACUGGACAGUCCUGAUUCGGGGCUGCCCCCUAGCCCGAGCCCCCCUUUCUACUCCUUGUCUCUGGGUGGAGCUGAGAGCAAAGCCGCAGGCAAGAAUCCCUGCUCGGAAGCUGUGGACCAUGGGCCUGUGAGAGAUGGGCAGGAAGGGAGACCGAUUCCUUAUGUCCUUCUGAACUCCUCUGCUUCUGAAAUCAGACCUCGAAUGUACCCGGUGUUUUUUGGGGAAAGCAUAGAGGUCAACCCUGAGCCAGCGCAGGAAAUCAGAUGCAAUUCGGAGAUCAAGUACGGCUCGGAGAGGCAUUACCGGGACGACAUCUUCUACCACCCCAUGCCCACCAUCACGACGUACCGAGAGACUGUCGUUGUGGCCCCCAACUGCACUUGGCGCAGCUACAAGUCUCAGCUGCUUUUGGAGCCUCGCCAGAAGCCCCUCAGGUUUCGGAGCACCACCAUCAUUUUCCCCAAACGGGCCAAAAACCUUUACCGGACCACGCUGAACUACCGGCUGGGGUCUGCCAAGAGGUGGUUUGCCUCCAGCGUGCAACUCGCCUUGUGCGAGGAGAACAACCCGGGCGUGAUGUAUUCCGAGAACUUGUCCUAGACCUCCCAGAGGUCAGGUUAGGCUACACCUCACCCUACAGUUUAGGACUGCCUCUUGGAGACACCUUUUCAAGCUUAGUCAUCAUCUGGCUGAAGGCAUCUCUGGAACGUCAGCAGGGUUACGAUCUUCUCUUGCCAACUUGAUUGCAGGGCAUGCAAGUGUUUUUCAUGUUCCAAGAACCGGUUGGGAGAGAGAACCUCAUCUGAAGAGGUUAAAAUGAGGGUUGGAUACUGGUCCUCCUUGGAUCCAGCCUUAUUUAUGUAGCACUUAAAUGCAAUGUUAAUCAUGAAGUCUUGCUUAGUAGUUUGCUAUUUAAAACCCACCCCCCAAACUAUUCCUUUCUAUACGUUUUUGCAGAUUUCUCUGUUGUUGACCGGACGCUUAAGCAUACGUUUCCUUGGAAAAGAAUAUUAUUCAAGAAGCUCCUUGCCAGUUUGAGGAGCCUAAGUGUUAAUUUCAUCCAUAGCAUUUUGCUAGAAAGCCCAAGAUAUCAAUGAUGGGGUCAGAGUCUGGAUUAACAUAUAGAUGUGACCCCCAGAAUGUGGAGGAAUGUUUUGUAAGAAUCAUGCCGGCUAAACCAUUUUAAAGUUAGCUUUUGAGGGGAAAAAACAACAGUUGUCUUGGACCAAAUGUCUUCUCCCCCCCCCGCCAAAACAUUCUGUAAAAACGGUCUAUGAAAUUCACACUAAGGCUUUCUAAAUGAAGAGUUUGCCUGUAUAAUGCCUGGGGUGUUUUUCCAGAUGGGACAGGAAGUGAAUGCAUGGAAACAAGAAGGAAAAUUGACUUAAAAUUGCCAGCCAUUGUGCAACUGAGGAACUGAAGAAAACUCUGGAUAUGCCACGCCACAAUCUCAUUGCUAGUGUAUUUACUGCUUUUAAAGACUGGGAUUUUGAGCAUAUUUGGGCUGCAAAAAUCCAGACCUCCGUUAGAAGCAGCAAAAAGAGAGAGAGGCAGACCAGCACUGUGUGCAACCCUGAUUUGAUCUUCGUUGUGCUGGGUUUUUUUGUUUUUUAAAGCUUUUGAAAGGAAGACAAAUCCAAAUGAAUCUUUUGGCACGAUCAGAAAGUCAGAAUUUUGGAGAAAUUCUUACUCGGAACGAUCUUAAAACAAUGCCUUGGUGAGCCGUAGGAAAUGCAGUUCUAAACCUUUUUUUGGUAUUUAAGACUGGAGAAAUCGAAGCACAGAGAAGGAAUUAGACAAGUCGCUAGAAAUGUUGCUUGGGGAUGGCAGACUGUUGCUUAGAGAGGGCUCAAUUGCACAGAAACGGUUAAAGAAGUAAAUCGUUCUCGGAAUAUAUAUAUAUAUAUAUAUGGCAUAGUUUGAAUUGUCCGCCCAACGUUGAGCGUCGUGCCCGCUUUCUCCAUAGGACGUCCGCAGCAACGGCUUCAACACGGUGAUGCAGACCGGAUGAUCGGAGGUUCCCCUCUGCGUAAGGUGCGUUGUGCGUAUUGUAUGUACACGAAAAAGCGGUGGGGCUCAGACCGCCCAUCACUUUGGAGCCUGUGAGAGUCACAGUGGAUGCCCCCAGCCUAAGUGACACAAUUAUCCCGCCUUAAAGACUUAACGGCACCCAAAACCAGUAAAAGAAUCUCAACCCAGCCACGAGUCUUUGCACUGAACGUUUUGCAUGGCUUGGGGGCGGUAGGAAACACGCUCGUAUGCAUCGGAGGCCGGGCCUUUUUUCAAUAAAGUCCUUCAGCUGCGGUGGGUGGUUUUUUUUAAAACCAAGCUGACAUAUGGACAAGACUGGGAAAUCCACGAGUGGAACAUCGACAAGGCUGGUCGCCAAGGAGCUGAAGUUCUGGAGAUGGCUGCACUCUGUUGCAUUCCUUCUCUUCCGUUUCUCACAUGGAGCGCGCGUGCUCAAGCCCUACACCCUUCUCCAGGUGGUUUAGAUUAGGGCCCCCAAAAAUAUCCAGAAGGAAAAGAUGCAAACUGUUGCACGGAUUAGACAGUGCGGAAGUCUGACGGAGGGACAGCCUUCGCCAAACACUGAUUUUUGCACCUUGUCGCGUCUUCCAGGGCCUGUUUUAAGCUGAGGUUUUCUCUUUGGCCAACGCAACUUAGUUGGACUUCUCCCAAAUCUCAUUAUUCAGGACCUCAGAGGGUUGGGUUGGGGUGUAUUCAACUGAAGUGGCUGUUGUAGCUCUAGAAAGUAUGCAAGGUUUAAUGCUAGGGUCAUGGGAGAAACCGUAAGACGUAUUCUUCAGAGGUAAAUCAGUUACAGCCUGCUUGUAGAAGCUGAGAUUACUAUUCUCGUUUCAAGGAAUGAGCUUCUCUCCGCGCAGGUUGGCGUUUAACCAAAGGCCAUACAUGUUUUCCCUCACGUGAAGAGUCACGCUGGUCAUACAUGUACCGUUUCUUCCCUGGUGUCCUUGUCUAAAGCAAGACCACCGUGUUGACCCAACUUGAAUGCGUCCAAUUUGAGUUUUUUAUAGAUAUUUGAAGCUAAGCUGUUGCAGAGGAAGGGUUAAUAACUGGACAGGUUUUUAAUAGGGUCGUGUCUGAUGCAACACCAAAUUAUUGAUCCGACUCUGAUCUACUCUAGAUGGGACUACAAACCACCAUUGUGUCUUUCGGGCACAGAGGUGAACCCUAGUCGGUUCUCGUUCUUUACAUCUUCCUCCGGAUACGAUCACAGACGGUAGUGACUGGUCUUCUGGUCGGUUCUCCUCUAAACCCCGAGGCAAAAUUUGCACAUCUUCUUUGUAUGCUGGAUUCAAAUUACGCUUUGGACUUUGGCUGUUAAACGUUGUGAUCUAGACAAGGCCUGUCUGAACAAUUCGUUGCCCUGAAUAAACUGGUAGGUUCGUCGAGCAUCAUUGUAGGGUCGGAAAGUUGAAGUUAAGAUGUAAGUGUACAAAUGUGGCGGAAGAUGGUUCGGUGGUCAGACGUGGGGUGAUUAGAGAAUACCGAAUGACUCUUGGGAUCUUAGAUCUGUCGUUAUAGCUCUGCUCUUGCUGAACACUAAUGAAAGUAUUUUUGGUUUUUUAUAUGUUACAAUAAAGCGGUGUUUUUCAAACUUGGCCACUUGGAGAGGGGUGGAUUUUGCAGUCGCUUUUUAUUUUUAUAUCUCUAUAAAUGUAUAUAUUUCUCCUGAUGCCUCUUCAAUAAUGCCUUCCUGUCCAACUAACAGAAAUAAUUUAAGGAUUUCCAAAGGCGUUUACAAAACAUAUCUAACUUAAUAAA
This is a messenger RNA of Python bivittatus (Burmese python), 4099 nucleotides long. The record is from RefSeq and is a predicted model, not a curated record. NCBI's taxonomy places the organism in Eukaryota, Metazoa, Chordata, Lepidosauria, Squamata, Pythonidae.